Eutrema salsugineum is the source of this 1224-nucleotide messenger RNA. RefSeq lists its product as uncharacterized. NCBI's taxonomy places the organism in Eukaryota, Viridiplantae, Streptophyta, Magnoliopsida, Brassicales, Brassicaceae. The record is from RefSeq and is a predicted model, not a curated record. Bases 1 to 1224 code for a protein of 407 amino acids. The transcript has 2 exons.
AUGCCGACCUGUGGACACUAUCCCAAGGACCGAACGAACCGCUUCGGGAUUACAUUACAGAGCGACAAGGCUGCGCUCGAGGCUCUGAAACGAUCUUUGUGGUACAAAUCCGAGUAUCGACGGGAGAUGGCUCUCAACACGCCGCAAACAAUUCAAGACGCUUUGCACCGAUCAUCAGACUUCGUCGUAAACGAGGAGGAAAUGAAAAACUUUGACGAGCAGUACGAAGCAACGAAAGCAGAAAUCCGAAGCUCAAUUUUGCUGCCCCCAGCGAAGAAGGGUAACCCAUCGAGCAACGCAUCAACGCAGAGCUCGGAUGAACCUAGAAGCGGAGGCGUCCAUAACUACCAGAUAGGCACCGGACGCGGAAGAGGAGAGCCGCGCAACAACACUUGGGUGAGAAAGUCCGCCAACUACGACGAGAAGGCUUUCUGCGAGUAUCACCAGACCUACGGGCAUUCAACGGCUCAAUGCCGAACUUUAGGAGCAAAGCUCGCAGCAAAGAUGGCAGCGGGAGAGCUCCAAAACGCGGUCAACCUCAAAGACCUCGUUCCUAACGAACAACAAGAGAGAGCCGAGCCGAGCGGCGUGGCGGAACCCGCGAAUCCUCCCCGACGAGGCGAUAACCCCAAGCGCGACAGGAGAGGCGAACCAUCAAAGCCUAUACUACCAAGAUACCGUGUCCUCCAUCAAAGCCUAUCAGCGCCGAGCCGAAGCGAAGGAGAAUUGGACAGAACCAACCGACGUCCCAAACACACAAGGGUGCUCAUCGAUACUGGAAGCUCAGUGAACGUCAUCUUCAGGGAAACACUCAGAAGAAUGGGAAUCGACCUCUCCGAGGUGGAAGCAAUCCCCAAACCUCUAACCGGAUUUUCAGGAGAAACGACGAUGACUAUGGGAACGAUCAGGCUUCCAGUGGUAGCUGGCGGAGUCACUAAGAUCGUCGAAUUCUGUGUCACCGAUCACCCAGCAAUAUACAAUGUGAUCAUGGGAACUCCGUGGAUCAACGGGAUGAGGGCGGUACCCUCUACCUAUCAUCUCUGCCUCAAAUUCCCAACCCCAGCAGGUGUUAAAACGAUCUGGGGGAGUCAGAAGGAGUCACGAAUGUGCUGCCUGGCCGAGCACAAGCUAAGGAACCCCGUCACCGACGCACGAGCAGACAUCGACCGCAAAAAGAUGAAGACAGACCCAGAGCCCGCGAACGAGCUCUCGAAACUCUUAUAG